Acanthosepion pharaonis is the source of this 681-nucleotide messenger RNA. The record is from the annotation of a GenBank genome assembly. Lineage: Eukaryota; Metazoa; Mollusca; Cephalopoda; Sepiida; Sepiidae.
AUGCGAAUUGAUGCACAUCCCAUCGGCUUCUGCCAAUUAGUGAUUGAAGUGAUUCUCUAUCGCAUAUUUAAUAUAUCUAUCUAUCUAUCUAUCUAUCUAUCUAUCUAUCUAUCUAUCUAUCUAUCUAUCUCAUUCUGUUCAUUUCUCUGUAUGUAUGUAUCUAUCGUUCGAGCGAGCGAUUUCGGUCUGUUCAUUUCUAUCUAUCUAUCUAUCUAUCUAUCUAUCUAUCUAUCUUUGCGUGCUCACUCUGUUCAUAUCUAUUUAUCUAUAUCUCUCUCUAUCUAUUUGUCUGUCAGCCUUUUCUUGUCUAUCUACAAUACUCUGGUAAUCUAUCUAUCUAUCUAUCUAUCUAUCUAUCUAUCUAUCUAUCUACUUAUUCCUUUAUGUACUAACAGAUAUCUAUCUAUCUAUCUAUCUAUCUAUCUUGGGGGACACCGCUCUGAAAACUUAUAUCUAUCUAUAUCAGUCUUUUAUGACUAUGUAUCUAUAACAAUAUUGAUCUCCAAUACUGGUUAUCUAUCUAUCUAUUUAUCUAUCUAUCUAUCUAUCUAUCUAUCUAUCUAUCUAUCUAUCAUAUUUGCUUCCAAUAUGCUGAUGUACCUAUCUAUCUAUCUGUCACUCACUCACCCACUCACCUUUGCAAAAAUCAUACAAGCAGUAUUUUUCAUGGAAGGGCGGUGA